AGUCUCCUUGUUUCUCGUGAUUGUAUUUGUAUUGCAGUGCAAUGGCGGCAAGAUACGACAGAGCUAUUACUGUCUUCUCUCCAGACGGGCAUCUCUUCCAAGUGGAGUAUGCACAGGAAGCUGUAAAGAAAGGUUCCACAGCUGUGGGAAUCAGAGGUAAAGACAUUGUUGUCCUUGGUGUUGAGAAGAAAUCUGUGGCAAAGCUGCAGGAAGAAAGGACUGUCCGUAAGAUAUGUGCCCUGGACGAGCAUGUCUGCAUGGCUUUUGCAGGUCUGACAGCAGAUGCCCGUAUCGUGAUAAACAGAGCUCGCGUUGAGUGCCAGAGCCACAGGCUAACUGUGGAGGACCCAGUCACAGUGGAAUACAUCACACGCUACAUCGCUACACUGAAGCAGCGCUACACUCAAAGCAAUGGGCGCAGGCCAUUUGGCAUCUCUGCGUUAAUUGUUGGCUUUGACGACGAUGGAACUCCCAGGCUGUACCAGACAGAUCCUUCAGGAACCUACCACGCCUGGAAGGCAAAUGCCAUCGGCCGUAGUGCAAAGACUGUAAGGGAGUUCCUGGAGAAGAAUUACACAGACGAAGCCAUUGCUGGGGACAAUGAAACAAUCAAGCUGGCUAUCAAAGCUUUGCUCGAGGUUGUCCAGUCAGGAGGGAAAAAUAUUGAACUUGCUGUUAUCAGACGAAACCAGCCACUGAAGAUCUUGGAAUCCAAGGAAAUUGAGAACCUGGUGGCUGAGAUUGAGAAGGAAAAAGAGGAAGAGGCAGAGAAGAAGAAGCAGAAAAAAUCCACCUGAAGCAAUUAACCGAGACCUGUUCUUUAUUGCACUUGAAUGACAAUAGAAUAUUUGGGUUGCAGAUAUUAGUAAGCUUUAGAGGGUUUACGUCUCUCACUAAUUUCAUUGUGCAGAGCUAAAUCCUAAUUUGAGAUCUGUUCAUGUUAUUCCAAAGUGUUGUGCCAUCUGCAAAGAACAUCAAGUACCCAUCCUUUCAGUUAUUGACUUGACUGAUGUUUCAAAAGUAAAUGCAUAGAUCUCAAGUUAGAGUUUAGCUCUUAAACUACGCUUACAGGAUGUUUUUAUAUCAUACACCAAACAGCCCGAUGGGAUAAAUCUCAAAUGUUGAAAUAAACCAGUUUGUAACAUUCAGAAACAUGAAAACUAAAUGCUCAAUAAAAGCUGACUUGUUUGUAAA
This is a messenger RNA of Eleginops maclovinus (Patagonian blennie), 1194 nucleotides long. It is a transcript of the gene psma8, whose product is annotated as proteasome 20S subunit alpha 8. Gene Ontology annotation, cellular component: nucleus; proteasome core complex; proteasome core complex, alpha-subunit complex. Bases 42 to 797 code for a protein of 251 amino acids. The record is from RefSeq and is a predicted model, not a curated record. Gene Ontology annotation, biological process: ubiquitin-dependent protein catabolic process; proteasomal protein catabolic process. NCBI's taxonomy places the organism in Eukaryota, Metazoa, Chordata, Actinopteri, Perciformes, Eleginopidae. The transcript has 8 exons.